GCUAUCUUGAUCAAUUUUAUAUUUUGUUUAUCCGUAAAUGAUUGAAAAUAUUAUGGAGAAAUCGAUUAACGUUUAUUUAAGGAUACGACCCAAUACAACUGAAAAUGAAAAUAUUUUUGAUGAAAACAAUUCUCAGAACACUUCAAAAAUGGUUGUGAUCAAUUCAAAUCCAUACAUAUUUGAUCAUAUUUUUUAUCCAGUUGCUACACAAGAUGAUUUCAAAGUGAUGGUUGAACCUUUAGUCACAAAAUUACUCGCUGGCUUCAAUUGCUCUCUGCUUGCUUAUGGACAAAGUGGAACUGGAAAAACAUACACAAUGGGCUUAUAUGAAUCAUCUGAUGGUUUAAUAGCACAAACCGUUAAUUCAAUGAUGAGUCAACUGGAAAAUGAUCCAAGUGAUGUGAAAAACAUUGUGAAAAUUUCUUACAUAGAAAUUUACAAUGAAAAAGUUUACGAUCUCCUCGUCGAAAAUUGUUUUGAUCCUAUUUAUGCAAAGGGUACAAUUUUUCAAGGUUCAACUCAGAUUCCUAUCAAAGAUUUUAACGAAGCUUAUGAAAUAAUUCAGAAAGGGAACAAAAUUCGUCAUGUCAGAGACACGAAACUCAACAGCUCCAGUUCAAGAUCUCACGCAAUGUUAUCUGUUUUCCUUACCCGGAGUAAUGAAAAUUCAGCAGAAACUUCUGUUAUGCGUUUCUGUGAUCUUGCUGGAUGUGAAGGAAUUCGAAACACGCAUCAUAUUGGAAUGGCUCAGAAAGAAGGUGUCAACAUCAACAGUGGUCUUUUAGCAGUUGGGAAAGUCGUAAAAGCUUUGAUUGAAGACAAGAAACUUAUACCUUAUCGUGAUAGUGUUCUCACAAUGGUUUUAAAGGAUUCCCUCAAUACGAAAUCAUAUAUUAGCAUUCUUGGCUGCAUUUCUUCGUCGAUCAAAGACAGAACUGAAACUUUGUCAACGAUACAAUUUGUCCAACGAAUCAAAACAUUGGACUCCAAAAAUAUUCCCGAAUAUAAUGCAUAUAUGAAGGAAAAACAGCGUUUACAAGCCCGUACUCCUUUGAAAUCUUAUAUGUUACCUUUGUCAACUAAUAAACGUGUGAAUUCUGUUGUUAAAACUCCACGAGCCAAAAGUGAUUAUAACUAUACAGGAACAAUACGAAAGACUCUUACAAAACCACAAAUUGGACAAUAUUCAUUCAAACCUAACAGUAGAAAGUCACUUCGAUUCAACAAAUCAAAUCUCAAUGACACUUUUAAUGUUGUGGAUCACAAUGAAAGUUCCUGUUCUUCAAUGAAUAGAGAAAAUCAUCGUAUUGAGUGUCAAAAUCAGCACAACUUUCAAUUUAGUCCUUUGAUGCGUCGAAUUGAAAUGGCAAUCGAUAAUAAAUUUUCUUCUUUCAUGGAAACUAUCAAGAAUCAAACAAUUCAAAAUUCCUUGUUUUAUCCUGAACUUCUGAGAUCAUCUGUUCGUUCAAGUGUUGCUUCGAGUGUAGCUAAAACUAUAAACUGUAAUAAGGAUCCACUUGAUGAUAGCAGUUACUCAGAAAUUACAAACUUUACUAUUUCCAAUGAUGAUGCUUCAUCACCAACAACAUCAACAGUUCUUCGUCGUCAAGGGACAAAUGAGAACAAUAACUUUAUGAUGAAUAAAAGAAGCAACGAUGAGCUUAUGGCAAUAGCAAUUAGUGAUUCUGAAAACGAGAUUACUCUAGAAGUUCCAUCGAAUGAGACUGUAAUCAGUCGACCACCGAUUAGAAGAAGUACAAGAAUUCAAAUUCGCAAGCAAGAAGAACGAUUACGAAGCAUUUCUAAUGAAACAAUACCUGAAGAAACAUCACAUCGAAUCACUAAGAGAAGUCUUGAGAAAAACAUUUUGCAGAUCUUAAACAAUGGAUCAUUAAAAGAACUGCAAAAAAUUCCAGCUGUGGGACUUAAAACUGCUCAACAAAUUCUCACUUAUCGAUCAGUUAAUGGAAAAUUUAAAACUCUUGCUGCUGUCAAAAAAGUUCAUGGGAUGAGAGGAAAGUUUUAUGAAAAUUUUCUAAUGGCAAACACGUUAAAAUGAAUAUCUUGAAAACUUUCCAUAAUUUAUACCACAAAUCAUCAUUUAUCAUUUAAUUACUUGUCUUUUUUUAUAUUCUAAACAUUCUACGUUUCAACGACAUUUCAAUGCAUUUUCUGUUUGUUUAAGAUUUAUGUAGAAAUAAAUGUGAUGAUUUUAAAAUAUUUUCAUGUUUGAAAUUUUCCAGAGAAUUCUCAACUAAAUAAAUUGGCAAAUGAAUUUAUCUACACGAAUUUCGUUUGAAUGAUAUCUAACACCAUACUUAGCAAAGCUAAGAAAGUUACAAACUUUCUAAGUAAAUUUUAAGAUUAUAAUUAAAUUUUUAUUUUAUAUUUUGUGUGUUUUUCUCAGUUCAUUAAAGUGAAGCGUUAAAAAAUAUCUUUCUCCAUAAUUAAUUCAUUCCUCAACAUAAUACUAAUUUAUUUCAAUUUAUCCAUGUGCAAAUGUUUUACUUAUAUUCAUGGAAAGUUUUAAUGAACACUCGUCGCAAAGAAAAAUAAUUUUCUAAUCUCUACCAGAAGGAAAAAGCUUUUAAUUAUAAUUAAUGAAUAUUUUUUCGUUGAAUAUCUUCUUAAAUAUUUAUUAGUGUUUUUCUUCGUUAUUUUGGUAAUGUGGAUUUUUCUUAGGCACUUCGAAUUUUUAAAACUUACAAACGAUUUUUCUUUUCAUUUUCCAACUUUUGCGUUAAGCUUUAAAAAAUUCUCGUUCCAUCUGAUUUAUACUACAGAAGCUCAAACCUUUUUCUCUGUCAAAUCUCAAAAAUCUGUUUGAGAAUCUCUGGUUUUUAAGUUCUUACAAAUUUUCCUUCGAAUUUUCUACAAUUUCUGUUUCUGUCUUUUCGCGAGGACUGUUCCCACGAAUAAAAAAAUUUCUUCAUUAUUAUUAAAUUUCGAUUAAAAGUUGAUAUCCUUCAAAAUAAAUCAUUAAAUGAUGAAAUAAAUGCUGAUUUCCCUCAAUUUAACAAGGAUUCGAUUCGGGAUUCGCAUCUUCAUCUUGUUCUGAUAAAAGUGGACUUUUAUCAGUCGUGAAAGUGGCAGGCAAAAAUGUUGCUGGUGUGGUUGGUGCUGAUCUCGAUACCCAGCCAUUCCUACCUUUUAUCAUACCAGCUUUCAUCAUGAAAUUACCUACAGAACGUGGGCUUACAAUAUUUGGUGCUACAAAACUACUCGUCAUUGGCAUGUAAACCGAUCGAUUCUUCAUAUUAAAGAAUUUUCUUUUGCUAUUAAAUGACGUUGGUCUUUUUAUAACAGGUUGGUAUGAAGCUGUAUCUUGUGCUAAGUUAUCAUAUUCACAAGCUUGUCCAUUAUUUAAAUUUUCAUCAGAAAAUUUUGCGUCUUUCAGUUGAUUGAUUUGUUCAAGUAAUUCUUUAACUUCUUGUGUCGGACUUGUUGCUUGUGGGGGUGAUCCAAGACUAUUGAAAUUCGCUAAACUUGAAACAGUUGAUCCAGUAUUUGAGUUGUUAUAUCCUUCCAAUGUUGGCAUUUCACAAAUCUUCUUAGAUGCUUCUCCACUCAAUGGUGAAUCAUUAUCGAAACUUGAAGUGACAUUAAAGUGCGACCUUGUUUGUGCAAUCUGUUGUUGCUGUUGUUGUAUCAUUUCACAACAUUUUUCCAAUUGUUUCUGAAUCAUAUUUAAUUUAGUGUUGUCAUUUGUUUUACGACUAUAUG
Clunio marinus is the source of this 3723-nucleotide messenger RNA. The record is from the annotation of a GenBank genome assembly. NCBI's taxonomy places the organism in Eukaryota, Metazoa, Arthropoda, Insecta, Diptera, Chironomidae.